AUGUCUGCUUUGCAGGACUCUACUCUGGACUCUACGCUGGACUCUAUGCAUGACUCUACUCUGGACUCUACGCUAAACUCUAUGCAGGACUCUACUCUGGACUCUAAGCUGGACUCUACACUGGACUCUACGCUGGACUCUACGCUGGACUCUACGUUGAACUCUACGCUGAACUCUAUGCAGGACUCUACUCUGGACUCUACGCUGGACUCUACGCUGAACUCUACGCUGAACUCUACGCUGAACUCUAUGCAGGACUCUACUCUGGACUCUACGCUGAACUCAAUGAAGGACUCUACUCUGGACUCUACGCUGGACUCUACGCUGAACUCUACGCUGAACUCUAUGCAGGACUCUACUCUGGACUCUACGCUGAACUCUAUGCAGGACUCUACUCUGGACUCUAAGCUGGACUCUAUGCAGGACUCUACUCUGGACUCUACGCCGAACUCUACGCUGAACUCUAUGCAGGACUCUACUCUGGACUCUACGCUGAACUCUAUGCAGGACUCUACUCUGGACUCUACGCUGAACUCUACGCUGAACUCUACGCUGAACUCUAUGCAGGACUCUACUCUGGACUCUACGCUGGACUCUACGCUGAACUCUACGCUGAACUCUACGCUGAACUCUAUGCAGGACUCUACUCUGGACUCUACGCUGAACUCUAUGAAGGACUCUACUCUGGACUCUACGCUGGACUCUACGCUGAACUCUACGCUGAACUCUAUGCAGAACUCUACUCUGGACUCUAUGCAGGACUCUAUGCAGGACUCUACUCUGGACUCUAUGCUGAACUCUAUGCAGGACUCUACUCUGGACUCUAAGCUGGACUCUAUGCAGGACUCUACUCUGGACUCUACGCUGAACUCUACGCUGAACUCUAUGCAGGACUCUACUCUGGACUCUACGCUGAACUCUAUGCAGGACUCUACUCUGGACUCUACGCUGAACUCUACGCUGAACUCUACGCUGAACUCUAUGCAGGACUCUACUCUGGACUCUACGCUGAACUCUAUGAAGGACUCUACUCUGGACUCUACGCUGGACUCUACGCUGAACUCUAUGCAGAACUCUACUCUGGACUCUACGCUGGACUCUACGCUGGACUCUACACUGGACUCUACGCUGGACUCUACGCUGGACUCUAUGGUGAACUCUAUGCAGGACUCUACUCUGGACUCUACGCUGGACUCUACGCUGGACUCUACGCUGAACUCUACGCUGAACUCUAUGCAGGACUCUAUGCAGGACUCUACUCUGGACUCUAUGCUGAACUCUAUGCAGGACUCUACUCUGGACUCUACGCUGAACUCUACGCUGAACUCUAUGCAGGACUCUACUCUGGACUCUACGCUGGACUCUACGCUGAACUCUACGCUGAACUUUACGCUGAACUCUAUGCAGGACUCUACUCUGGACUCCACGCCAGACUCCACGCAGGACUCUACUCUGGACUCUACGCUGGACUCUACGCUGAACUCUACGCUGAACUCUACGCUGAACUCUAUGCAGGACUCUACUCUGGACUCUACGCUGAACUCUAUGAAGGACUCUACUCUGGACUCUACGCUGGACUCUACGCUGAACUCUAUGCAGAACUCUACUCUGGACUCUACGCUGGACUCUACGCUGGACUCUACACUGGACUCUACGCUGGACUCUACGCUGGACUCUAUGGUGAACUCUAUGCAGGACUCUACUCUGGACUCUACGCUGGACUCUACGCUGGACUCUACGCUGAACUCUACGCUGAACUCUAUGCAGGACUCUAUGCAGGACUCUACUCUGGACUCUAUGCUGAACUCUAUGCAGGACUCUACUCUGGACUCUACGCUGAACUCUACGCUGAACUCUAUGCAGGACUCUACUCUGGACUCUACGCUGGACUCUACGCUGAACUCUACGCUGAACUUUACGCUGAACUCUAUGCAGGACUCUACUCUGGACUCCACGCCAGACUCCACGCAGGACUCUACGCUGGACUCCACGCCGGACUCCACGCAGGACUCUACGCUGGACUCCACGCCGGACUCUACAUUGGACUCUACGCAGGACUCUACACUGGACUCUACACUGGACUCUACGCUGGACUUUACACUGGACUCUACACUGGACUCCACACAGGACUGGGGACUCUCAGACUGGUGUGUGGUCGGUCACCUGUGCCGUGGAGCCGUGGACCUUCUGCAGCAGCCUCUGAGUCUCAGGAGAGUCUGCUCCACACCUCACACACGCCCAGGACACGCCUGCAGAGAGUUUUCCUUCUUGCCAAUGGAGGAGGAUCUAAGAACAGUGGUGAUGAUCCAGGACUCUUGA
Molecule: messenger RNA, 2319 nt
Organism: Knipowitschia caucasica
Lineage: Eukaryota; Metazoa; Chordata; Actinopteri; Gobiiformes; Gobiidae
Source: the annotation of a GenBank genome assembly